AUGAGCUUCUCAGUCACGUUCACCGAGCUGGUCAACAUCGCUGUCCCUCAGUGCGGGGUGGUGAACUUCAAGGCCCUGCAUCUCCUGCUCCACGGCAUCUUGGAGCACAUCCACAUGGCCGAGCUCACGAAGGUCCUUUCGGGGGAUGAGGACUUCCUGCAGGCCUCGCAGGUCGUGCUCGUGCCCAGAGAAGGAGACGCUCCGCCCAUCCUCAACCCCAUGAGGAGACUCAACAACGUCUUCGAGCAUGUGGUGAACCGCAUCGACAAGGUAGAGAGCCAACUGGCCCUGAUGCAGGACCUUCCGUCUACCGCCCAGCUGCUGGAGGGCAGCAAGGGUGCCAGCCGGCCUGCCCAGGACCUGUGGCACCUGAUCAAGCUCCGGAAGAUGGUGGAGGGGAACGAAGAGGCCACGGCAAAGUCGAUGAAGACCCUGCAGGAUUUGCUCACUGAUCUUUAUGCACUCAGAGUCACCACUGAAACCCUCAGGAAGGAUGUGGACAUGCUGAAGGACAUGUUUGAAAAGAUGCACAAGGAAAAAAUGAAGAUUUUCUCUGAUGACUUGAGAGCACAUAACCAGAAGAUGAUUGCGCUGCAGCGAGAUGUGAGUUCCCUCCAGGACAAGCUUCACGCCAUCCCCAAAUCCGAGGACAUGGUGCUUUGGACUGGCCUCCACGAGGCCAUGUUCACCCCGGAAACUGCUCCACCACGGCAGGACAUGUCCACCGCGUGGCAGACCACGGAGCCACUCCCAGUGGCUGCCAUGGCACAGACCUCCAAACUCCUGGAAGCUGCUCCUUCCAUCCACGUCACUGAGCCCUUCCAAAGCCCCAAGCCCCUGCAGACCAUCUACAGUUAUGAGGGCCUGGGGCACCUGCAGGAGGAGUCUACCAGUUCAGUUUCUCUCAGUGGCACCCAGGAGCAGGGCCAGCCUCUGGUGCUCAAGCCUGGGCAUGUGCCUGAGCCUGGGUCUGCGCCUGAGCCUGGGCUGGAGCCUGAGCCCACAACUGCACUGGGGCCCAUGCCAGGGCCCAGUGUGACGCCUGAGUUCAGGCCAGCCCCAUGGCCUGCAUUUGGACCUGGGCCUGCCCCAGGCAUCCAGCCCCCAUCACGGAGAGGCUGGCCUGUUCCCACUUGGUCUUUCUGGGACUUGGACUUCCUGCCGCCCACUCAGCGCUCCAGGGCCCCGCCACCAGCCACAGAGCUCGGCUCGGCGUGGCCUCCUCCACUGCAGCUACACCCGGCCCGCCAGCUCUCAGCUGUGGAAGAAAAGGAGGAGGAGUAUUACGCCUCCUACCUGAAAUUCUUUCAGGACAGGGCCACCAAGGAUGCAGCCCGCAAGGAGGGGACUCCCAAGGGCAGAGCCCGCAAGGAGGGGGCCCCCAAGGAUGGGGCUCCCGGGGAAGCACAUCACAAGGGUGCCUCGUCUGCCAUUCAACAGAUGAAAACCACCGCUACUGCUGCCGCCGCCGCAGCUGCAGCCUAUGCUGCUGCUGCAAGAUCAGCAGCCCGGGCAGCCAGGGUCGCCGCCAAGGCGGUCAGGAAUGCCCCUGCCACCAAAAUGGCCACCCUGGCAACAGUUGUAGCCUCAUCCGGGCCCUUGGGGGCCUUUGCAGAUGUCCUGGGAGCAGGGUCUUCCCGUGGGGCCACAGACCCCCUGGCCGUGGAUGAUGAGGGCAAGGAGCUGGAAGACUCCGAGGGCUACGAAGACUUCUCUCUCUCAUACUCUGUGGUGAACCUCACUCCCACUACAGCCCUGUCCCAGGCCAUGCUGGCUGCCAAGCAGGCCGAGACCCCUGAAGACAAGAAGGAAGCUGUCAGAUAUUCCAUGAGCCACAUAGCCCAGAUGCCUGUCAAACAUGACACCCUGAAGGAAGAAUUUGCCCAGCUGUCAUCCGAGCUGAACCAGCGCUUGACUUAUCUAGCCAACAUGAGAGGCUCUUCCAGCCUUGGAACAACGGUGGAUACAUUGCAGGAAGAGAUUGGCAGCCUCCAGAAGUCCAGGCUAAAGGAGGAGGAGUUGGAGAGAAUAUGGGGCAGCCAGAUGGAGAUGAUGAAGGGUCACUACCUCAUGCUGGACAAGACGGUGGAGAAGUUGCAGUUCCGCAUGGACGAGUUCAAGACUCUCCAGGCUCAAAUCAGAACGCUGGAAAUGAACAAGGUGAAUAAAAGCAUGAUGGAGGAGGAGCUGAGAGAGAAAGCCGACAGGAGUGCCCUAGCAGGCAAGGCAAACCGGGCUGACCUGGAGAUGGCGGCGACGGAGCUGCAUGAGAUGAUUCAGGGCAUGCUCUUCAAUGUUACAACCCUCCAGGAUGACUGGAAGAAGGCCAUGGAGCAGCUCCAAAAGGAUGUGAGCACCAAGCUCGUCCACAGUGAUCUGGACUCUCUGAAGAGGGAAAUGGAAGAGGUCUGGAAAGUGGUCCGGAAGCUGCUGAUUGAGGGCUUCCGAUUCGACCCAGACAGCGCAGCGGGCUUCAGGAAGAAGCUGUUUGAGCGCAUGAAGUGCAUCUCCUGCAACCGGCCGGUGGAGAUGAUGACCAGCCCACAGCUGAUCACCAUCCGCAAAGCCCACCUGCUGUCACAUCUGCGACCGGCCAGCGCCAAUAGCUAUGAGUACUUGCAGCGGCAGCAGAUGAGGGAACAGCAGCGACUGCAGCUCCAGGACCUUGGAGCCCAAGAGGGGAGCAUGGACUCCCAGCAGGACUGGGGUGACGGCCCCCAAAACGACGCCAACCUCAAGCACAAUUUGUGCAACCUUUCGACGCUCUACCCGUACGGAGACCCCCAUGUGAUAGACUAUGACACCGCCGAGGUGGACAUCUUGGGCGUGGAUGGAAUCCUAUACAAGGGCCGAAUGAACAGCCAGAGCAGAGCUCAACCCUUGACCACCAUGGAGAAGGAGCUGACAGCUGUGAAGGCUCCUCGACCCCCGUCGCGAAGGCUGUAUGACUGCACGCGCUCCAGUGCCCUGUUUGGUGCCAUCUGUCCCCCCCCGGGCCCCCGGACCAGCGCCCGCUCAGCUGUUUCCGGCCCCCACCUGAUGAUGCCAGCCCGGCCACCUUCCCUACUGCCUCUACCGCUGCUGCCGUCACUGGUCUCACCCCCAGGAGACCCCCAGCAGGCCCCAGGGCCCACCAGGUCCUCAAGAUCUCUGCGCCUCGAGUUCCAAGCCAGCAUGCAGCCCCCCAAGGAGCCCGCCAACCCGUGA
Molecule: messenger RNA, 3207 nt
Organism: Carlito syrichta (Philippine tarsier)
Lineage: Eukaryota; Metazoa; Chordata; Mammalia; Primates; Tarsiidae
Gene: CUNH16orf96
Product: chromosome unknown C16orf96 homolog
Exons: 16
Coding region: 1-3207 (1068 amino acids)
Source: RefSeq, a predicted model, not a curated record